This is a messenger RNA of Clonostachys rhizophaga, 4749 nucleotides long. The record is from the annotation of a GenBank genome assembly. Lineage: Eukaryota; Fungi; Ascomycota; Sordariomycetes; Hypocreales; Bionectriaceae.
AUGUCGAAUCCAAAUGACUAUGCCGUCGGAUGGAUCUGUGGAAUUGGUACCGACUAUGUUGCUGCACGAUCGUUCCUAGAUGAGGUUCAUCCCGCGCCUCGCUCUGUAGAUGAACACGACGGUAAUCGUUACACUCUGGGGAAAAUAGCCGGGCAUUUUGUUGUGCUCGCGGUCUCGCCUGAUGUUGAAUAUGGGAGUACCUCUGCUGCGCGUGUGGCUGAAGAUAUGCUAAAUACGUUUCCCAACAUCAAAAUUGGGUUGUUGGUUGGUAUCGGCGGUGGUGCACCAAGCCAGAGCAACGAUAUCCGCCUUGGUGAUGUCGUCGUCGGCUCUCCCCAGGACAGCAACGGCGGUGUUGUGUAUUUUGAAAAUGAACAAAGCAUCCAAGACCGGGCCCUCCGACUCACCGGCCGCUUGAACGACCCGCCGAUGAUCCUGCAGACAGCUUUGCAUAGGCUGGACGCCGCAAGGGGCGAUGGCGAGAGCUAUAAACUUGAGCAGGCCAUUGACGAUGCCCUCAAGAAGAAGCCAGCCAGGCUCCAAGAAAACUACCUACGUCCAAGUCCAAGCCGGGAUCAGCUAUACCGAAGCCAGGUCAUUUAUCCGUUAGAUGAUAAUCACAAAUGCCCAGAGAUAUUCAGCGAUCACCCAUCACAUCUUGUAAGGAGGGCGAGUCGGUCUGGAAGCCAAGAAGGAAUCGCUGUGCAUUACGGCCUAAUCGCAUCGGCAGAGAGUGUAAUGAAGGAUGCAGCAGCUCGCGACAAGUUUGCCGACGAAACGGGAGUGCUAUGUUUCGAGACGGGAGUUACGGGCAUGCCGAGCCGUUUCCCUUGCCUAGCUAUCCGUGGCAUAUGCGACUACUCAGAUAGCCACGGAAACAAGGAGUGGCGAGGCUAUGCCGCCAUGGCUGCUGCUGCUUUCACAAAGGAUCUCCUACGCCAAUUCACCCCAAAUGAGAUCGAAGAGGAGCCAAAAAUCCUUGAACUGGGUCUCUUUAAGAUGGCCGAUGGACAAGAAGACACCGUAAUGGGUGGUACAGAGACUGAAGAAGGCAUUUUGACGCCCAAAUUAUCUGAAAAAGACGAGCAAUGUCUUCAAUUACUCGGCCCCGCGACCAACAGCACCGAUAGUUCCUACCAUUGGCAUAAGAACUGGGUAGGCCAAGCGGCCGCAAACACUUGCCGGUGGUUGCUUAAGCAUGAAGAAUUUGACAAAUGGCUGAGACAGACGUCUGGCCCGCUGCUCAUCACAGGGAACCCCGGCUCAGGAAAAUCCGUGCUGGCUAAAUACCUGAUAGACUGGGGCCUACCUCAAUCACCAACAGAAACAAUUUGCUAUUUCUUCUUCAAUAGCCAGGACCAGAAAACGUUGAAGCAGGCACUUCGUGCCGUGCUCCAUCAGCUUUUCCUCAAAAAGCCAUGCUUGAUACAGCAUGCUGUUAAAGUCCUUCAAGAGAGCGGCACAUUUUUUGCCAACUCGACUUCAUCGCUAUGGAAUCUCCUCCGCGCUGUUACAAGCGACCCCCAAGCGGGAUCUGUCAUCAUAGUCUUUGAUGCUCUGAAUGAUUGCGAUGCAUUAGAUUUCGAGGACUUAGUGGAAGAAAUCCAAGUCCAGUUUCGGGACAAGCAAUCGGGAGGCAAACAAUUGAAAUACCUUCUUAUGAGUCGUCCAUCUGAUAGCGUCAUGCCGUAUGUCGAAAGGGCGACAUCAAAACACGCCCAUAUAUCUCUAGAGACGGAACAUGAUGCAAUCCACCAAGAGCUAGAUUCUUUGAUUUCACUCCAAGUUGAUAAGCUAUCGGAUAAAAAGAUGCUUUCGGGCGAAACGAAAAAUUCCAUCAAAGAAAGAGUCACUUCCAAUGAGAACAAAACCUACCUGUGGAUAGAUCUCAUUUUUGACUAUCUGGCAACCGAAGACUUCGAUGAACCAUCUAGCAGCAGCCAUUCCUCGCUAGCAAUCCUUCCUAAAACUGUCGAGGAAGUCUACGAGAAGGUUCUGCACAGGUCGAAGGAAUCCAAAAUAGUACAGAAAGCUCUGAGCAUUGUUCUAGCCUCAGACCAGUUGAUGUCGGUCUCAGAGAUGAACGUCGCAUUGAACAUGGGCUAUGAAGUGAAAUCGAUUUGCGACCUCAUCUUGGAAACCGAGGGCGAGUUCAAGUCAAACCUCCUCUCUCUAGCAGGGCUAUUUCUUACCAUUCGCCAUAACAAGGUUUCUUUUCGCCACAAAACUGCUCGCGAGUUUCUUGUCAGGGGCAAGGAGUCAUCCCCGUCGACUGAAGGUGAGCCUGUCCGGUAUCGUUCAAUUUCUCUGCCUCACGAAAAUGAGACCAUGGCAGAGAUAUGCGUACAAUACCUAAACUUGUUGCCUUUUGGUGAGGGGGCCGAUAUACCAGCCAGACUUGCCUUACUGGAUUACUCGGCUAGAAACUGGCUCAAAUUCUUCCGCCGGGCUAAGAUACCGGAUGGCCACCCCAUUCUACCACUAGCAGCCAGGCUCUGUGACUCAAGCUUGGAGCUCUUUCCCAUUUGGCUCAAAGUGAGCCAGGAGAGGGGUAUACUCAGGACCAUGACAAAUGCAACGGGUCUCCUUGUGGCAUCUCACUUGGGCCUGGCCCCAGUUGUGAAGUUGUUUCUCGACCAGCCGCAUGAUAUCGAAGAACGAGAUAAGCACUACAAUCUCACGCCGCUUCAGUGGGCAGCUUCAUCUGACAGCCACGACACCGUCAAAUUGUUGAUCGAGAAGGGAGCUAACCUUGAGGCCAAGAACAAUUCCAAGGAAACAGCACUAGCUUUGGCUGCCAGACAUGGGCGCACGGGCAUCGCGAAACUGCUGCUCGAAAAGGGCGCAUGCUUCGACGUUGAGGAUAAAGGAAGCAUGUCUCCGCUUCUGAUUGCGGCCAUGAACAGGCAUACCGAGAUCGCCAGGCAUUUACUUGACCUGGGGGCUAAACUCGGGGACAAAGAUAUGCAGAAAUCAUUAUGCCGGGCGGCGGAGUUUGGACCAACGUCCAUGGUAGAAUUACUGCUUGAAAGAGGUGGCGACAUCGAAACAAAGAACAAAGAGGGCUGCUCUUUGUUAAUUUUGGCAGCGAAAAAUGGGCAUGAGGAUACUGUGAAGUUUCUUGUGGAGAAGUCUGCCAAGAUUGAGGAAACAGACGAGCUAGGCAGGACCGCUUUAUCAUGGGCUGCGGAAGAUGGAAACCUCGAGACGGUUGAAUAUCUCCUCGAAAAAGGCGCUGACUCUGGUUCGGCCGAUCUUGGUGGCGGGACGGCUCUGUUGUGGGCUGCCGGCAAAGGACGUGUAGAUGCUAUGAAGUGUCUUUUCGAGAAAUCCUCCGCUGUGAUCAAUUCUACAGCUCACGGUGGGCAAAAUGCUUUUUUGUUGGCUGCUUCAGCUGGCCAGGUAAAGUCCAUGGAGUAUCUGCUUGGCAUUUCUAAUGACAUGCUAGGCUCGGUGGAUGUGCUGGGAAGGAAUGCUCUAUUGUUUGCUGCCAUGGGCGGCCAUGUCGACGCUGUGAAAUACUUGUUGGAACAAGCCGAUACUCUGGUUGGCUCAAUUGACAACAGUGGAAGAAAUGCCCUAUCGUGGGCGGCCGAGAAUGGGCAAAAGGACCUCAUACAACAUCUUCUUGAGAAAGACGUCAACGUUGAGUCUGCAGAUUUGGCUGGAAGGUCUGCUCUAUCGUGGGCAGCCGAGGCUGGACAGAUCGAUAUUGUUGAAUAUCUUCUUGAGAAGGGUGCUGAAGCCAAGUCUGUAGAUAGCAGUGGUCGGACGGCCCUAUCAUGGGCGGCUGGGAGAGGACGCACAUCUACACUCAUCUACCUCGUCAGCAUGGGUCUCUCAAUCGGUGCGACGGACAAUGAUGGCCGGACGGCUCUUUCAUGGGCUUCGGGGAAUGGCUAUGAAAGCACUGUUAAAUAUAUCCUCGGCAGGGGCGAGAAGAUUGAUUCGACUGAUAAUACAGGCCGGACUGUCCUUUCCUGGGCCGCCGCAAGUGGACACGAAAGCCUCGUCAGCUAUCUUCUCGGCAAAGGUGCUGAGGCUGACUCCGCAGAUGGAGCCGGGCGGACAGUUCUGUCAUGGGCUGCAGGUCACGGACAUACCAAUGUUGUCAAAAUGCUUCAGGCAGCUGGAGCCAACAUUAAUUCGGUAGACCAGCGCGGCUGGACGCCGUUGUGGUAUGCCGUGGCGGGAGGACACGAAGAUGCUGUUGUUCAUCUCACGAUGGAUGGCUCCGAUAUCAAAUGGUUAGAUCAAGAGGGCCAGUCGCUUCUGAAACAGGCGCUUUUGGGAUGCAGUGAGGGUGUCGCGCAGCAACUCCUUCGAAAGGGGGCCAGCGUUGACACUCUGUCCAAGCCUGGCCGUAGUCUGCUCUCUGAGGCUUCUGAAGAGGGGAAUGCGGACAUUGUCCGCUUUCUAUUGGAAAAUGGAGCGAAUAUGGAAUUCAAGGAUCAAAGUGGCAGGACACCUUUGUCUCUAGCUUCAGGAGGAGGACGUCAAGACGUUGUUCAGCUCCUUCUCACAAAGGGUGCCAAUACAGAGCUGGCAGAUCACCAGGGCCGGACGCCAUUAUCAUGGGCCUGUUGGAAGGGGCACCAACCGGUCGUGCAACUACUAGUUGACAGCGGCGCCGACAAAGAUGCAUCUGAUGACCAGGGCCGAACUGCUCUAUGGUAUGCCGAAUUCAGUAGUUUUGGUGAGGAAGGACCAAUUGCAAGAAUACUUCGAGAUGGUGCCAAUGGUAUAUAG